Messenger RNA from Tupaia belangeri chinensis (Chinese tree shrew), 935 nucleotides. RefSeq names its product COMM domain containing 3 (gene COMMD3). Bases 3 to 632 code for a protein of 209 amino acids. The record is from RefSeq and is a predicted model, not a curated record. Lineage: Eukaryota; Metazoa; Chordata; Mammalia; Scandentia; Tupaiidae. The transcript is spliced from 8 exons. Gene Ontology annotation, biological process: sodium ion transport.
GCAUGUCACGUGGUGCACGUGUCGAAGGUCACGGCGCGCUCACAAUGGAGCUCUCGGAGUCUGUGCAGAAAGGCUUCCAGAUGCUGGCCGAUCCCGGCUCCUUCGACUCCAACGCCUUCACGCUUGUCCUCCGGGCGGCUUUCCAGAGCCUGCUGGACGCCCAGGCGGACGAGGCCGUGUUAGAUCACCCAGACUUAAAACAUAUCGACCCAGUGGUUUUAAAACAUUGCCAUGCAGCAGCUGCAACUUACAUACUGGAGGCAGGAAAGCACCGAGCUGACAAAUCAACGCUAAGCACUUAUCUAGAAGACUGUAAAUUUGACAGAGAGCGAAUAGAACUGUUUUGGACGGAAUAUCAGAGUAAUAAGCAUUCCCUAGAAAUCCUACUGGGAAGUAUAGGCAGAUCUCUCCCUCAUAUAACUGAUGUUUCUUGGCGCUUGGAAUAUCAGAUAAAGACCAAUCAACUUCAUAAGCUGUACAGACCUGCAUAUUUGGUGACCUUAAAUGUAGAGAACACUGAUUCCCAAUCCUAUCCUGAGAUUAGUUUUAGUUGCAACAUGGAACAAUUACAGGACUUGGUGGGAAAACUUAAAGAUGCUUCGAAAAGCCUGGAAAGAGCAACUCAGUUGUAACUUGGGGCAAGUUAACGAUCCGGCUGAAUCCAGAGGAAAACCAGAAACGUCUCACUUUAAGCCGAACCAUCGUUUGUGCGAGCUGGAUGUCCUAAAAGUUUCCUUUUGAAUUUAUGCCACACAUAGAUUUGGGCACUUUUUUUUAACACGUGUUUAAGGGUUAAGAGGGAAAGUCUGCCUUUACGUUUGACCCAACUUUGGUAUUAACUGUACGUUUAUCCUAUCUAUAUACUUUUUUCAAAGGAAGUAGACAGUGUUACACUCUGAAUAAAUAAGGUGGUGUUCCCACAAAAAGAGCGGUGA